Molecule: messenger RNA, 599 nt
Organism: Clunio marinus
Lineage: Eukaryota; Metazoa; Arthropoda; Insecta; Diptera; Chironomidae
Source: the annotation of a GenBank genome assembly
AUGGAAAUUCUAAAAUAUUUUAAUACAACAAAGAAUUAUGAUAAAGAAAAUGACAUCAAUCUGGAAACAAUUAGUUCAUUCAGUAGACAACAAAAUAGUUCAAUAAAAAUAGUUUAUGCAACUGUUUCACCUGAAUCAGUUGUUGUUCCCAUCGUCAGCUGCAUUUUUGCCUUUCCUUUCAUUGCUUUGCUAGCUUUAUUAUUUUUGAGAAAAUGUUCCAAAGCUUGUAGACGCUUUUCAUCAAGAAAUGAAAAUUAUCAAGAUCAAAAUGAAGAUUCCAUUCAUUUCAAUCGGAUUCAUAGACACACCACUAGAAAACCAAUCUACCUUUACUCGUGCAACUUAUCCCGAGAAAUAUCAUCAAAAGAUUUAGAAACAGUGAUUGAGGAGAGCAGUGAACAAGAACUGGCGGAUUUGAGGCAAACCUUUAACCUUGAAUGAACAUUUACAAUUAAAGUGCUGAUUUAUAAACAAUUUUUAAUGACGAAAAUUGUGUCCAUAAUCAUUUUUAACAUUAGAACGAGCAUUAGAAUGUUAUAAAAGUUAAGACAGAUGCUCGCAGUUUUUUAGAAUUAAAAGAAAUGCCAAACUUUUGAAAC